Molecule: messenger RNA, 465 nt
Organism: Cetraspora pellucida
Lineage: Eukaryota; Fungi; Glomeromycota; Glomeromycetes; Diversisporales; Gigasporaceae
Source: the annotation of a GenBank genome assembly
AUGGGUGGAGGCAAAAGGAUCGAUAAAUAUCAAAAUAUAUACAAUAUGUAUGGUCAUGAAAUAAUAGUAACACAUAUGAACAAUAGUCCACCAGAAGUAAUAUUCGGUAAAGGAAUGGACAAACAUGCACAUAUAAUGGAUCCAGCAGCAAAAAUACCUAUAGAAGUCUAUCAGAUGAUAGCAGGGCAUAAAGAGGUCUAUGCCAUGAUAUUGGAAACUCCCAAUAAUGAAAUAACACAACAAAUUGCACAAAUUCAUGAAGUAGCAAAAUUAAGAGAAUUUGCUAAUGAUGUAUUGAAUAAAGAAACAAUACAGGAAGAAUGGUUUAAAAAAAAAGAUCAAGAAUUAAAACAAAAUAAAGAAAAUUAUGAGAGAAUUGCUAAUAUUCCUUAUGGAAUGCAAUUUGAAGAACCAGCUAUAAUAGAUUUAGCUGAUCAGAUGGGAUGCAUAACAAUACAUGCUUAA